UCAUUCCGCAUAACAUCUUUCGGCAGUCCUCAGAACUACAACUCCCAUCAGCUCUUUGCAUAUUUAGCAAGGCAAUGAAUGAUGGGACUUGUGGUUGUAUGAUAAUGGAACGGCUGUAGCCUCUUUAUUUAUGUUUCCGGGAUGCUGCUGGCGGUAGCGCUCAUCGUGAUUCCAGUGCUGGUUUUGUUUGCAUGCAAACGCUGGACAGACGCUUUCUAUGGCCUCGGAUCUAAUCGGCUUUUGGGGUUCAGGACCCCGUUGCUGCUUAUAGCUCACCCCGAUGAUGAGUGUAUGUUCUUUGCACCGACCAUUCUAGGGUUGCUCCGCAAUGAGCUGCCACUUUCCGUGCUGUGCUGCUCCACAGGAAAUUACUACAAUCAAGGGGAGAUCCGUAAGACUGAGUUGAUUAGAAGUUGUGCUGUUUUAGGAAUCCCUUCUUCCAAUGUUACGGUUAUUGAUCACAGGGACCUUCCUGAUGAUCCCAUGGCUCAGUGGGACCCCCAUCUGCUUUCCUCUCUAAUUCUGCGCCAUAUACAUGAAAAGAACAUUGAUAUGGUGAUCACAUUUGAUGAGGGUGGAGUGAGCGGACAUGCCAACCAUGUCUCAUUAUACAAAGCAAUAAGGUCCCUACAUUGUGCACAGAAGUUACCAGAAGGGUGCUCCAUUCUGCUGCUGGAGUCAGUGAACGUUUUGAGAAAGUAUCUGUCUGUCCUAGACCUGCCACUUAGCUGGCUGUGCCCACAGGAUGUCCUCUAUGUGUUACCGGAGAAGCAGUACCAGCAGGCCAAGGAGGCCAUGACUUGUCACCAAAGCCAACUGCUCUGGUUCCGCCAUCUGUACCUGCUCUUUUCCCGUUACAUGGUGAUCAACUCAUUGAGGUUCCUGUUCCGUGCAAAUGAACCAGACACCAAAGAGAAAAGCCAAUGACAGCAGCACUAUAUUGUAUUUGUGCUUUAGGAUCCACCACUGACCUUUAUCAUUCAUUUCAGUCAAAUCAACCCAAAUACCAUACCAGCACCUCAUGAACUGUGACAUCAUUCCUUCAAUGACGGCCCCGUGUAGCAGAUAAACAAAUGAAUAAAGCAAGUCAGGUUAGGCCUGGCUACUGACAUACUGUAUGAAUUACCAUUAUAUAAAUAAAGUACCCCCAGUUGCAAAAUAUGAGGAUAUUAGAAGUAACCUCGGCGUUCCAUGACCUGUAUAAAAACACGAGGCCGAAUUUAUAUGUUUCAUUAAAUAUUAUUUUUAUUUCAAAAUUACUGUGUAUUUUACUUUUCUGCUAUUCAGGCCACCUCUAUCUCCUGUGAGUCAUGUUCGUUGAUUAGCAAAGUGGAUCAUUGCCAACAAUGUUGUCCUUCCAUUUGUUAAAGUGGAGAGCAGUUCACCAAAGGGUCUGACCUUGCCACUAUUAUAGGGAACAUUCGUUACACAUGAAAGUGCAAUAUAGUAUUAUUACAGGACAGACUGCAACAUCCUCAUAACUAACCCCUUGGAACGUACCAUUAUAAAUUAUACCACAAGGUACAUAAAAGUGAACCCUAAUUAAAAGGGUGAGUUGGGGAUUUAAGAAAAGAAUUGUGGGUUUACGUCUAGUGAAAGAGAUACUGGGCAUGAUCCAGUGAAACUUUUGGUCAGAUUCAGGAUCUGAGACUUUACAAAUGCAUACCUCCCAACAUUUUGGAAGUAAAAAGAGGGACAAAAUUUAUUUUCACAUGUAGCACAGCUAAUUUUUUGACCACACCCCUUUCUGUGGCCACACCCCCUAAUUACCAUGUUAAU
Messenger RNA from Xenopus laevis (African clawed frog), 1779 nucleotides. It is a transcript of the gene pigl.L, whose product is annotated as phosphatidylinositol glycan anchor biosynthesis class L L homeolog. Gene Ontology annotation, cellular component: endoplasmic reticulum; endoplasmic reticulum membrane. The coding region runs from base 142 to 927 and encodes 261 amino acids. Lineage: Eukaryota; Metazoa; Chordata; Amphibia; Anura; Pipidae. The record is from RefSeq and is a predicted model, not a curated record. The transcript is spliced from 7 exons. Gene Ontology annotation, biological process: GPI anchor biosynthetic process. Gene Ontology annotation, molecular function: N-acetylglucosaminylphosphatidylinositol deacetylase activity; hydrolase activity, acting on carbon-nitrogen (but not peptide) bonds, in linear amides.